Echinops telfairi (small Madagascar hedgehog) is the source of this 1039-nucleotide messenger RNA. It is a transcript of the gene NSMCE1, whose product is annotated as NSE1 homolog, SMC5-SMC6 complex component. The transcript is spliced from 8 exons. The record is from RefSeq and is a predicted model, not a curated record. Gene Ontology annotation, biological process: double-strand break repair via homologous recombination; DNA damage tolerance. Gene Ontology annotation, cellular component: Smc5-Smc6 complex; nucleus. Gene Ontology annotation, molecular function: ubiquitin-protein transferase activity. Lineage: Eukaryota; Metazoa; Chordata; Mammalia; Afrosoricida; Tenrecidae. Bases 79 to 903 code for a protein of 274 amino acids.
CUUCGCUCCGCCUCGACUAAGAUCCCAGUCCGGCCUUCACAGUUUGGCUCUGCUCACGCGGCUUGCGUGCCUUCCUAGAUGCAGUCCUCUGCCAGAAGAACGGGCGUCAUGACCGAUGUCCAUCGGCGGUUCCUGCAGCUGCUGAUGACUCAUGGAGUGUUGGAGGAACAGGACAUCCAACGCCUGCAGAAGCACUGCUACAUGGUCCAUGACCGCAACGCAACUGUCGAGAAGCUGGAGGACUUCAUCAACAACAUCAACAGUGUCUUGGAGUCCCUGUACAUCGAGGUGAAGAAAGGAGUCACAGAAGAUAAUGGGAGACCCAUCUAUGCUCUGGUGAAUCUUGCAACGACUCCAGUUUCCAAGAUGGCAUCGGAUUUUGCAGAGAAUGAACUGGACCUUUUUAGAAAGGCUUUGGAACUGAUUGUUGACUCCGAAUCUGGCUUUGCGUCUUCUACAAACAUUUUGAAUCUGGUCGAUCAACUUAAAGGCAAGAAGAUGAAGAAGAAGGAAGCUGAGCAAGUGCUCCAGAAGUUUGUGCAAAACAAAUGGCUGAUUGAGAAAGAAGGGGAGUUCACCUUGCACAGCCGGGCCAUCCUGGAGAUGGAGCAGUAUAUCCGGGAGACCUACCCUGACUCCGUGAAGAUGUGCAACAUCUGCCACAGCCUCCUCAUCCAGCCUUUCUCGUUUCAGGGUCAGAGCUGCGAAACCUGCGGCAUCCGCAUGCACUUACCUUGCAUGGCCAAGUACUUCCAGUCCAGUCCUGAGCCCCACUGCCCCCACUGUAAUGACUACUGGCCCCACGAGAUACCAGAAGUGUUCAACCAGGAGAAGGAAAAGGAGAGGGAGGAGGCUGGUUUCUCCAAAUCAAGCAAAAAGUCCCUGCGCUCCAGGCAGCAGUAGUGGGACACCCUGCCCUCGGGAAGAUGGCCGCCCUGCCUAGAAGAGGGGCAAGUGGUGGCUUCCUGGACUGGUACCCACCUUCUUACUCGCCCUGUGCACGUAUCAGCAGGUUUGGAAUAAAGCUGUGUGAAGUGCU